Molecule: messenger RNA, 222 nt
Organism: Cooperia oncophora
Lineage: Eukaryota; Metazoa; Nematoda; Chromadorea; Rhabditida; Trichostrongylidae
Source: the annotation of a GenBank genome assembly
AUGUGGCACGUCAUCGUCUCUGUUGGACUUGUCAUAGGGAUCGGAUCUGGCUUCAUUUACUGUUCGGCGAUAGUCAUCGUAACCAUGUAUUUCGAGAAGCGACGAUCUCUAGCCACGGGAAUCGCCGUCACUGGAGCAGGACUAGGUACAGUGGUGUUCCCACCCAUCAACGAUUAUGUCAUAGUUCGGCAUGGAUGGAGAGCUGUAUUUCUCGUAUUCGUC